AUGUUUUUUAUCUUUUCUAUCCUCACCAUAUCAGCAAAUGAGACUCUAUGUGGAAAUCAGACACUUCCAAGCGGCUAUGUAUGCUGUGAUGAUGAAGCAUGUCCAUAUCAAUGCUAUAAAUUGCAAGAAUAUAACCAUGGAGGAAGUAAAGAGGUUUGCUUAUCUCAUUCACAAGAAACGUUCUGUAGACACUCCGAAUACGGUCUUUUUAUAUCAGCAGGUAUUGCAAUUCUUCCGAAUAUUAUUUUCGUUAUUAUUUCAUUAAUAUUUUCACCACAUACACACUGCAUGACAAUAUUUUACUCGUUAUUUGCAAACAUAGCAUGGUCUUCUUUUACUUUAGGUCUUGUUUGUCGUUCAUUUGUUCCUCCAUGGUACUUAAACUGGAUUCUUCCAUUUGCCAUCGGUCUCUGCUGCAUAUUUACGAUAAUACCUGUAUUUGGGUGUGAUAUAUGUGGCAAUAAAGCCGGUUGUAUAAAAGAUCGUGAAUUUUUAAAGCAAAAACAAAUGCUUCAAGAAAUGACAGGCAAGAAACCAGAUGCAGAAUGUUGCGGUCUUUGUGGAACCGAGGCAUGCUCAGUCACUUACGUUCUUCAUCAUAUUUCAUAUCCAAAAGUUUCAUCAGAAGAACUUCGCUUAAUGCAUCGAGAAAAUAUGUGUCUUCCACCAACACCGCAUAUGUACGCUAUUUCGUUCUCUUAUUUCGAUAAACCUCAAACUUACGCAAAUUCAACCAUAGGUAUACAGUAUGGCUCAUGGCAAGAGAAUGGUGAACGCAUUGAAAUACCAGCAAAAGGCAUUGUCGUGUAUGAUGCAAAUGGAGAAUACGAAUAUGAUGAAAAUAUGGAUCAAAAAUUAGAUUCUGCCAAAGUUGCUUCUUUCCAAAAGAUGUUUAUAUACGAAGGAUGCUUCAAAGUAGCAUUUGCUGAGACAAUUGCUUCUGGUUUAACUACAAAAGCUGUUGUUGUCGAAGAUUCUUCUUUCGGCCAAUUUUGUACAUCAACGGCUGGUAAAGUUUUGUGGUGGACUACGUUUGUAUUCGGCUAUUCGUUCAUUUUCGACACAAUUUGGCAGAUUAAUUCGACUCGUAUCAGUUUCCACUCGAGAAAGCACAUAUAUGCUGAUAAGAGUGGUAAAGUCGAAUACGGAGAACGAGAUAUCAUAUAG
Trichomonas vaginalis G3 is the source of this 1167-nucleotide messenger RNA. RefSeq lists its product as uncharacterized. The transcript has a single exon. The record is from RefSeq and is a predicted model, not a curated record. Lineage: Eukaryota; Parabasalia; Trichomonadida; Trichomonadidae. The coding region runs from base 1 to 1167 and encodes 388 amino acids.